Messenger RNA from Sitophilus oryzae (rice weevil), 3752 nucleotides. RefSeq names its product G-protein-signaling modulator 2 (gene pins). The record is from RefSeq and is a predicted model, not a curated record. The transcript is spliced from 11 exons. Bases 136 to 2019 code for a protein of 627 amino acids. NCBI's taxonomy places the organism in Eukaryota, Metazoa, Arthropoda, Insecta, Coleoptera, Curculionidae. Gene Ontology annotation, molecular function: protein binding; GTPase regulator activity.
CAGUGAAAGUUAACUGCUUCGAGGAGUGUUUAGUGUUUUUCUAAUUUGUUGUUUAUUAUAUUAAAAAUGUUGAACUAAUUUGUAAUUGCCUACUAAAUUUAAUUAUACAAACAUUACACAAAAGAAAAACAAACAAUGUCUGUAACGACGAGCCAAGAGAACGUACAGAAUCCAACACAGGAGUAUGAUGGUUCAAGCAACAUGUGUUUAGAAUUAGCCCUUGAAGGUGAACGGCUUUGUAAAGCUGGCGAUUGUAGGGCAGGUGUAGCGUUUUUUCAAGCGGCCAUCCAGGCGGGCACAGACGACCUACGAACUUUGAGUGCCAUUUACAGUCAGCUAGGAAAUGCCUAUUUUUACUUAGGAGAUUACAGCAAAGCUAUGCAAUAUCACAAGCAUGAUUUAACUUUGGCGAGAACAAUGGGCGAUAAAUUAGGUGAAGCAAAAUCUUCAGGUAAUCUAGGAAAUACUUUGAAAGUAAUGGGAAAGUUUGAUGAAGCUAUAGUAUGCUGCAAAAGACAUUUAGAAUUAUCCAGAGAGUUAGAUGACAAAUUGAGUGAAGGAAGGGCUUUAUAUAACCUGGGAAAUGUGUAUCAUGCCAAAGGGAAGCAUAUUGGUAGAGUAGGUCAGAAGGACCCUGGAGAGUUUUCUGAUGAAGUCAAAGAAUGUCUUCAAGAAGCUGUGUCAUACUAUGAAGAAAAUCUUCAGUUAAUGCGAGACAUUGGAGAUGUAGCAGCGCAAGGUCGUGCUUGCGGCAAUUUAGGCAACACGUAUUACCUUUUGGGCGACUUUGCCCAAGCCAUACACUACCACGAAGAACGACUAGCCAUUGCGAGACAGUUCGGCGACAAAGCUGCCGAAAGAAGGGCUCACAGCAACUUGGGAAAUUCCCAUAUUUUUAUGGGUCAAUUUGAGGAAGCUGCCCACCAUUACAAGCGUACUUUGGCUUUGGCUCAAGAAUUAGCUGACCAAGCUAUCGAGGCUCAGGCUUGCUAUAGUUUGGGAAACACUUACACGCUGUUGCGAGAUUACGAAACUGCCAUAGAAUACCACUUGCGCCAUCUACUUAUCGCUCAAAACUUGAACGAUAGAGUUGGGGAAGGCAGGGCUUGCUGGUCAUUGGGUAAUGCGCAUGCCUCAUUGGGCCAUCACGAGAAAGCAUUGAACUUUGCAACUAAACAUUUGGAAAUAAGUAAAGAGUUGAGCGAUCCAAUGGGUGAGGCUACAGCCAAGAUGAACGUUGCCGAUUUGAAACGUAUUUUAAAUCUUCCGGAGAGCCCAGAAGUUCGGGAUGAAGUGUUACCGCUGAAAACGCCGUCAAAGGCGGAACAACAUUUACACAGGGUGAGACGAGAAAGCAUGGAACAGCUUAGUCUAAUUAAGUUAACACCAGACAGUAAAACCGCCGGAGUUGGACUGCCUCAAGCAAAAGCUGGUACGCCUGUCAAGAGCGAAGAUGAUGAUUCGUUCUUCGACCUUCUUUCUCGCUUUCAGUCAAAACGUAUGGAUGACCAAAGAUGUUCGCUGACAGUUAAAACUGAUAAUAAUAAAGAAAAUAAAAACGUAGUUAAUUUACCGAAAAACGAGGGACCUGAAGAUUUGUUUGACAUGAUAACUGGAAUGCAGAGCAAGAGGAUGGACGAGCAAAGAGUAGAGCUACCAGCUUUGCCAGGAUUAGAACCGCGGUCUAUGCGACGCCUGGCCGAGUCCCGUAACAAUUCCUCCGUUCCCGACGACAAUUUCCUGGACCAGUUGGUCCGGUGCCAAAAUUCCCGUUUGGACGACCAGAGGUCGCCGCUUCCUCCUGCGACCGUCGACGUCGAAACCGACCUGCGCCCUCCGGCCAGAAGCGGCGCUACCGUUCCGGACGAAGAUUUCUUCUCGCUUAUCAUGAGGUUUCAAUCGGGCAGGAUGGACGACCAAAGAGCCGCAGUACCAAGAACAAAUAACAGGAUCGCAAACGGAACAGUACCGCAAUCCAAUGGACUUAACGGCGUAAAAAAGCUUCCGAAAAAGAAGUAAGCGCCAACCCGGCAUCUCAGCAUGUACCUUAAAAAAAGUACUUGAAAACGAUUCUCAAAAGCUUUUAACAGAGCUUGCAUUUAUUAAUCGAAAAGUUGAUCUGGUCAUUUGAUUUUUUGUAGUUUUCUUUUGUAUAUGUUAUCAAAUAAGAAUGGUUCCCGAAUAUGCAGAUAGUACAGUCUAUUUUUUCUUGAAAGUAGUAAACAAAAUAUAUAAAUAAUCAUAUACAUAUAAUUUUGAUCCAAACAUCGAAAAGGUAUAGGAGUAUUCAAAGUUAAAAUAUUUUUUCUAAUAGUUUUGCCACAGUAAUAUAUCUAGGUUGCAACCAGAGAUUACUCUGGUUGCAGUGCAGUAAUUCACAACCUGCCCGUUCAAAUUUGCCCACUUGUAUCUGAACAUUAUCAUUAAUGAAGACUUCAAAACUAGUGUUGGAGUUGACAGCUCGGUGUUUAUCAGAGUUCACUUGAACUGGAGUUUAAGCUAUGUUUGUACCACUGGUCCUUAGAACUCUGUUUAUUAACACAUAUAGGCUUGGUGCAUUCUCCACCGGUGCUGCCACCAUCGGAGAAAAUCGUAAACAAUCGGGUACUGCGAGUAUACGAAAACUUUAUUUUAGGUUAGGAAAUAUAAUUUGUGAAAAUUGAAAGAAAAAAGUAAAUAUUUUGAUAUCUUCAGAAAGUCUAACUUGUGUUAUAAUUUAUUAUUUAAACUAAUAAAACUUUUUGUUGCUCAAAAAGUUGUUCAACUACGGUAGUACUAUUUAAGCACUAGUUAAUUAAAACAAGUAUUUUAUUAAUAUUGCAAAUUAUAAUUUAUCCUCUCAUAGUAUAUUCCUAUUUCAUUUUUUGAUUAUGUAAUAGGCACUUUGUUUCCUCACUUGUUUCGUCGAGCUGCUUGAAUACAUUUUUGCUUUCAAAUCGGUGUGGGAAGUUGUGAAACUACAAAAUGUUGUUUCGAGAGAGCUGAAUAUCCGGGAAAGUUAAGUUAUUGCAUUCAACAACCACGUAAUUACGCCCUCGUUUACGUGUUAACAUUUCUUCGACAAUUUUAUUAACAUUUUAAAUUGUCACAACACAAAGCGACGCCCAGUUCGUUUUUUUUAGUUAAUUUUUAUUACCCGAAACAGCGUUACAUCACACAAACCUCGUACCUGAGUGCACUAUUAAAAACUAAAAUACUUAAGUAUUAUGACAAUGUCACGAUUUUAAUAUUAUUUCAAUGCUAUCAACGUCGGAACUGCGUGAAAUACAGAGCGAAAACUUCUGGUUUCUGCCGAUCGAGCGUUGCGGUCGGAAUUUUUAAAAUCAGCUGAAAUGCACCAAGCCUAUAGUCAGUCCAGUCAGAGAAUAUAUAAUUUUUAAUUAUGUAUAUUAUUUUGCUAGGUAUACUUUUUAUAUUCAUUCAUUUUAUAAAUUGUAGAGGAAAAGUAGUAAUCUUUAACAAGAGAAAGACUAUUUUUUCUGAUUAAAAUUAAUGAAUGUAAGGGUAAUUAAAUUAUUUUCUUUUCAAACCAAAGGCACUGAUUUUUAUUUAUAGGUUAUUUGAAAAGACCCGCCCAUUUACUUUAUUGCAUUUAACUUUUUUAAUGGACAAAUAACAAGUUUUAAAAUGAAUAUAGUAUGUCUAUGGAUAUACUAUACUACUGGUAUAUCAGUAUCUAUGAAUAAAGGUACCCCCUCCAUAAAGCCCUGUUUUCAGAACUUUGUACUGUCGCCAGCGAAACGUCAAAAGAA